GCAUUCUCUCCCCAUCAUAACAAGUCUCAUUAACUAACCAGUGUCCAUACAAGAUGUCGCUAAUACAUCAUAUGAUAGCGAUAAUUGCCCUCACAACCGCAGUCACUAAUGGAGUUAAGCUGUGUGUGACGCCUAAGAUCCAGCCUGCCUGUGAGACCUACUCUGAAGACCAAGCCUCUGCCUCCAUCAACCUGGUCUGUGUUCAAGGAAGAGACAGAUACGACUGUUUACACAAGAUCAUGAAGAAGGAAGCUGACCUGCUACCAACACAACCUGAAGACGUUUCACCGCCAGGAGCUGUACGACGAGAUACAGAGCCGUGGCGUUACCAGGGGGUGGCAGUGGUGAGGAAGACCAAGAUUAAGAGUGUGGCUAGUCUGAGAGGCUCCAAGUCUUGUCACACGGGAUAUGCCAGAAAUGCCGGCUGGAAUAUACCCUUCUCGCACCUGCUGGAGAAAGGCGAAAUUAAAAUGGACUGCAACCAGACAAGGACGGUAGUUGAACACGAUCUGAGGGCCAUAUCUAAUUACUUUGGCCAGGCUUGUAUCCUUGAGAUUGGGUCCCUGAUAACGCGACGAAUAUCCAGCUCAGUAAGUCAAUUUCAGGAGGAAAAGUACCGCAGCCUAUGUACUAUAUGUCGUAACCCUGGCCGCUGUGGUAGGGAUGAUGACCACGCUGGGUACAAAGGCGCGCUGAGGUGUCUGGUCGACUCAUCCGGAGAUGUAGCUUGGACAAAACUCUCUGCUGUUAGAGAAUUUUCAAGGAGAGAACUGAUAAACAAGAAGGAAGUGGCCGUUCUAUCAAAAGUAAUGGAGUUAGCGGUUUUGACCUCACAAUCUGGCGAUGUUACCCUCAGACCGUGGGCCAAUGGUCUGCUCCGUCUCAACACGCCAUCAGUCCUUCACGUGCGCCAACCACAUGUGACGCCCGUGAUUUUCUUAAGAACGGAGUUCGGGCUGUUUCCUGUACUGUCAGAAGUGUAUGGACAAUUGGAUGCCUCGUAUUUUGCUGUGGCAGUGGUCAAGGCUGACUCCAGCAUCACCUUCAGUCAACUCAAAGGCAAGUCCUGUCAUACUGGGAUUGAAAAACAGCAGGUGAAUCUCUUAGUAUGUACAGGGUGGAAGAUUCCUGUGGUAACCUUACUGGAGGCUGGUCUUCUGAAGGCAGGCAAUUGUGACUACGCCGGGGAGAUUGGCACCUUCUUCAGUAGUUCUUGUGCCCCAGAUCACAUGAAACAGUUCAAUGCUUCUCCUUUACAAAAUGCCAGUUUACUAGACAGUUUGACAAUUCUCUGUUACAAACUGUUGACUGGAAGUGAACACAAACUAGACGAAAUAAUGUAUCAGUCAACUGCUUCAGGUUCACGAGAGAAUUCAGCUGAAGCCUUCUACGGAUACACAGGUGCCUUCAGGUGCCUGGUGGAAGGAGGUGGUGAUGUGGCCUUCGUCAAACACACAACUGUAGGCGAAAACACAAAUGACAACAAUCAGGCGCAGUGGGCGAAGAAUCUACGAGCAUUGGACUUCAAGUUGCUGUGUAAGAAAACUGGGACAGCUGAUGUGGUCGACUACAACGCCUGCCACCUAGCACGUGUCCCGGCCCACAAGGUAUUGGCCGGUCCCCACUCUAAUGGUACCAUGCUUGAAGAGAUUCGGAUCCUAUUCUUAGGGCGUCAGAACAGCUACCAAGGGACAGGAUAUUUUCACCUUCGGCCCAUUCCAGGGUAGAAAGGAUCUUAUUUUCAAGGAUUCUGCCACCGAGUUGGUAAAUGUACGAGAGGACGAAUUCCACAAGACACUGGGGAGCUCCUACUACCGUGCUCCUUACUGAGCUCAGUGCCUGUAUUCUAAAGAGUCACAACAACACUAUACAAUGAAGGAGAGCGCCUCUACUCUUCAUGACCCAUCUGUUUCUACCUGCUCUUGUGUACAACUCUUAUCUGGCUUCUGUCGUGCUAAUUAUAUCGCUGUUGUUGUUGUUGUUGUAGUUUAAGAUAAUGUUGCGGGGGGUGAUUAAAGCCCUAGAUAUUAAGGCCACACCAUAAAUCAAUAAUCAAAACAUUGAACAAGAAAGCCUCAUCUCUUGGCAUUUACCCAUAAAAUGUUAAUAGUAAACAAACGCCUAUGGAAAACUUUAUCCUCUUUGCCACAUUGGUGUUUGUGUCUUGUCUACAUUAUCUAAUCCUUGCUGCUGGUAAAGUAGUAUAUUUGGGACCAAUUGUUUACUGUAUGUGUGUUAUAAUUCAUUACCAUCCCCAGCAAUAUUGUUUGUGUUUGUCAUUCUUAGUUAGUGAGUGCUUCGUAAUCUAUAUGCACAGUCCCUUCAAUAGUGUGUUUACAGGGGGUCAAUAUAUAAACAUUUCACAAAUCAUUACACUGAGAUAUUUGUUUU
Messenger RNA from Homarus americanus (American lobster), 2391 nucleotides. RefSeq lists its product as uncharacterized. Lineage: Eukaryota; Metazoa; Arthropoda; Malacostraca; Decapoda; Nephropidae. Gene Ontology annotation, biological process: iron ion transport. Gene Ontology annotation, cellular component: early endosome; recycling endosome; plasma membrane. The record is from RefSeq and is a predicted model, not a curated record.